This is a messenger RNA of Ananas comosus (pineapple), 1337 nucleotides long. RefSeq names its product protein SRG1-like. Bases 44 to 1111 code for a protein of 355 amino acids. Lineage: Eukaryota; Viridiplantae; Streptophyta; Magnoliopsida; Poales; Bromeliaceae. The record is from RefSeq and is a predicted model, not a curated record. The transcript has 4 exons.
CUUUUGAGAUGUGCAUCACACAAGUCAAUAGCGUUGACCAGAAAUGGGUGAGGAGACGGGGCGGAAACAUGCGGUGGUGCAGCAGCUGGCGGCGGACGGCCGUGAUCCGCCGAGCCGGUACGUGGCGAGGGAGGAGGACCGUCCGAUCGGCGAUUCGUCGUCCCCGGCCCCGCCGCGUUCCGGUGUGCCCGUCGUGGAUCUCCGCCGCGUGUCCGGAUCCGACGGCGGGGACGAGGCCGACAAGCUCCGAGCCGCGCUCCGGUCCUGGGGAUUGUUUCUGGCUACAGGGCAUGAGAUACCAGAAGCUCUGCUGGAUGAGGUCAUGAAUGUUUCGAGAGCGUUCUUUUGUCUUCCGAUCGAGGAGAAGCAAAAGUAUACGAAUCUGAUAGAUGGCAAGGAAUUCAAGUUGGAAGGGUACGGAAACGACCGAGUCGCGAGCGACGACCAGAUCUUGGACUGGUCGGAUCGGUUGUAUCUUUUGGUGCAGCCUGAAGGCCAGAGAAAUCUGGCUCUCUGGCCUGAAACUCCUGCCUCUUUCAGGGAAGUUCUACAUGAAUUCACCACACAGUGCAAAAGGGUGGCCAACCAUAUCCUUCGGGCGAUGGCCGAGUUAUUGGAGCUAGAUGAGGACUACUUCGUCAGCCAAUUCGAUGAAAAGGCGAUAACGUUCGCCAGAUUCAAUUACUACCCGCAGUGUUCGAGGCCCGAUCUUGUUUUCGGCAUCAAGCCUCAUUCUGACGGCUCUGUCAUGACGAUUCUGCUGCCGGAUAAAGACGUGGGCGGCCUUCAGGUGCUCAGAGACGGCGAGUGGGUCGACGUCCCAACCAUUCCUCAUACAUUGCUGGUCAACCUGGGUGAUGGCAUGGAGAUUAUGAGCAACGGAACUUUCAAGAGCCCCGUGCACAGGGUGGUGACGAACGCGGGGAAAGAGAGGCUUUCGGUGGCUAUGUUUUAUGCACUGGACCCAGAAAGGGAGCUGGGACCUGCAGCAGGGUUGAUAGAUGAGGAAAGGCCAAGAUUGUACAAAACUGUGAAGACCAAGGACUACCUCGCGGUGCUUUUCGAAACUUUUGCAAAGGGGAAGAGGGCCAUCGACUGGGCGAAGGUCUAAAAUGCGGUGUCGAACAACCGAAUCGAGCACCGAAGAAUACGAAAUGCCGCGAGUUUCCGCUGGUUAUGGUUGGUUUCUGACACUAGUUUGAGACAGCAUACAUGUACACUAUGCUGUACAGUAACUGUGUUUCAGUUAACUUAAAGAUGUUCUUUUUUCUCUUAACUUGGAUCUGCAACUUUAAAGAUGUUUUUUUUAAUAAAGCGAGUUCAUUUGUUUAUUGUUA